This is a messenger RNA of Sclerotinia trifoliorum, 2148 nucleotides long. The record is from the annotation of a GenBank genome assembly. Lineage: Eukaryota; Fungi; Ascomycota; Leotiomycetes; Helotiales; Sclerotiniaceae.
UCUCGAUGGUAAACAAAUCAAUGCGAAUCGAAACACUAAGGGAUGAAAUUUGAACUUAUCAAUUAGAUACCUCUGACCAACAUAUAUCACGCAAAAGAGAUUCAAAUUUCUAUCUCCACUCCAUGUAUUAGGCACAGCCCUUUUCAAUAUGAACAUUUACCAAAAGAGUCAACCUGCUCGCCACCUUUGAUAUAACUUGUAUUUGUCCCCUGGCAGUGCAACACAAUGCCACCGAGAAGAUCGCAUAAGAAAUCCAAAGCCGGAUGUCAAAGAUGCAAGCAUAGGAAGAUCAAGGUAGCCAGUCAUUGUUAAUAGUAUCAUAAGAUGUCAUGAGCAUGUGCUAAUUUUGAGUCAGUGUGAUGAAAAACAUCCCUUGUGUGGAAAUUGCAAAAAGCAUGGUCCGUAUAUCUUCACUAGAGAGCAGAAUACAUGUUGAUGUUGACUAUUAGGCGUUUCCUGUGACUUUGCCGACAACCCAUCGUCACCUGACUCACCAGCCUUCCAACCUCCAACGCUAUCUCACCAAACUUCAGAUGAAUCCGUGGCCCAUGUAUCUUCACCAGCUUCUACCAAUUCUUCGAUAAUGCCAUUCUAUCGAUCCCCUACGCAGAUGAUCAGAGGCCAUAGUAAUUCAGUACAUGAUCGAUCACUUGAGCUCAGGCUUAUGCACCAUUAUACGGCAGCGACUUCGAAAACUCUAUCUAAUGAUGAAAGUCAGGACGUUGCUUGGUCUGUCGACGUACCGUCACUCGCUUAUGAUUCUCCAUUUUUGAUGGAUGCUAUUCUUGCUGUAUCUGCUCUACAUUUACGUAUAUUACAACCCGAUGAUCGAAGUCUUGUACGUGCUUCACAUAGUUAUAUGGCAUCGGCGCUUGCUCAAUAUUCUUCUCUGUUGAACAGAGGUCUGUCCGAGAGCAAUGCAGAAGCUCUUUUUUGUACAGCUGCUCUCAUUGCUUUCCAAGCAUCGGCAUCCCGUUGUGUCGAGAAUGGAAUUGAUGGUGAUUCUGAUAGUGGUUAUGUCUUUCCACUCGCUUGGUUUCAUUCUUUUCAAGGGGUGAAGACAGUCGUCAUAACUUCCUGGCAAUGGUUGCGGAAUUCCGAGAAAAUAUUUCCUAUCAUCAAUGGGCAGCCUCCAUUAGUACUGGAUCUUGAUCCUGAUCGCCGAGCUUUCUUUGCUUAUUUACUCGAAGGUACCGAAGACGAAUCAAGGUCAAAUGAUGCUUACAUAAAUGCGGAUACGAAGCGGGCAUACGAACAUGCCGUUGCAAUGCUAAACUGGGCCCAUCAAAACCAGAGAGCUCGAAUUCUUGGUUUUGCGGCCACCGUAUCGCGCCGUUAUAUUGAGCUAUUGAAGGAACAGGAUCCUCGUGCUUUAGUCAUUUCUGCAUGUUUCUUUGCUAUGACACGCAUCGUUGAUGAAAUUUGGUGGCUCCAAGGUGUCGCUAAGAGAGAAGUAACUGGAAUUUUUAGCUUGUUACCGGAAGAGUGGUGGCCUAAGAUGGAUUGGCCGAUGAAGAUUUCACAUUUUGAGGGAAAUCUGGAUGAGAAUACUUGGGGUUCUUGUUGGCAUUCUGAGGGCACGCCAAAACGAGAAGAAGGCUUCAAUGGCAAUCUUAUCUCGCAUAUUGAUAUGUUGGCACAAAUUUUGAACCAAACCGCACCGCCACCAGAUUGAAAUAAUUCAUAUCUAAAUUGUAAGAUUGCAAGCGCAGGAAUGGGAAAUCCCUUUGAUCAAUUCCGGAUCAUUGCGGUUAUCGAAGUGUUGGGAUUGGGAUAACAGUCACUCACUGGAAAAGAAGCACUUACGCUAUUAUGCAUGCUUCCUCCUGGGCUAUCGGGAGCACUCAAGGCAUAUAUACACGGCUAAAUAACACAGCCGACUGUUGAUGCUGAUGAUGAUGUACAGUACGAGCUAUCAAGCUCCAAAUCUUUCAGGUUUUAAUGUGUAAUCAAUAUGUAAUACAAAUUCAUGUAUGGGCGCAUGAAGCACAAGGGAUGAUUCUAUUAAUAAGUAAGAAAUCUUGAGAUUAUAUUCGCAUAAUUUUUGUCCCUCUUUUCUUUUUAAAGUUUGUGAAUCUCAUGGGAAUAAAUGCAAACUCUUCUUCCCUCUCAGAGUCAUAUAGCUCUGCUGUUGGAGAUAUGAUAGAU